Messenger RNA from Nilaparvata lugens (brown planthopper), 1870 nucleotides. RefSeq names its product heterogeneous nuclear ribonucleoprotein 87F. The transcript has 7 exons. Bases 142 to 1110 code for a protein of 322 amino acids. The record is from RefSeq and is a predicted model, not a curated record. Gene Ontology annotation, molecular function: RNA binding. Lineage: Eukaryota; Metazoa; Arthropoda; Insecta; Hemiptera; Delphacidae.
UUACAUCGUUCACAGCCUUCUGUGGACGCUGAACAAAGAGACACUCGUCUCGUCGGGCACUUCAUCGACCAUCGUUCAUUCUUUCUUCCGCCAUUUUGUAAGAAGAAUAGUCGGUUUCUUUCGCGUCCUUAUAGCUUCGAAAUGGGUGCUACCGAUGAUGGAAAGCACGAGCCUGAGCAACUCAGAAAGUUGUUCAUUGGUGGACUGGACUACAGGACCACUGACGACUCACUCAAGGCAUUCUUUGAGCAAUGGGGCGAGAUUGUGGACGUCGUCGUUAUGAAGGAUCCUCACACCAAGAGGUCGCGAGGAUUCGGCUUCAUCACCUACGCCAAGUCGCAGAUGGUGGAUGAUGCUAUGAAGAACAGGCCACAUAAGGUUGAUGGAAGAGAAGUUGAGUCUAAGAGAGCUGUGCCUCGUGAUGAGAUUGGAAGGCCAGAAGCCGGAUUAACGGUGAAGAAAAUGUUUGUUGGUGGCUUGAAAGAGCAAGAAGAGUCUGACCUGAGGGACUACUUCAGUCAAUUUGGCAACAUUGUGAAUGUGAAUAUUGUGGUGAACAAGGAGACGAAUACUAAGCGCGGUUUUGCAUUCAUCGAGUUUGACGAUCACGACGCUGUCGACAAGGCUGUUUUGAAGAAACAUCACAACGUGGGCGGCAAGUCGGUGGAUGUGAAGAAGGCGGUGAGCAAGAGUGACAUGGGUCCAGGAGGCGGUCGAGGAGGUGGCCGUGGGGGCGGCGGCGGAGGCGGCCGCAACUGGGACAGAGGCGGCGGCGGUGACUCGUGGGUUGGACGCAGUGGAGGCGGUAAUGGCUACGGAGGCAGUCCUUGGGACACCCAGGCCACCGGAGGCGGCGGAUGGGGCGGCAACUCUGGUGGUGGCUACGGAGGCGGCGGUGGUGGAUAUGGAGGCGGUGGCUACGGAGGUGGCGGUGGUGGAUAUGGAGGAGGUGGUAACGACUAUCAGCAAGGGUACGGAGGCGGCGGCGGUGGCCCAAUGAGGAGUAGCUAUGGUGGAAACUCACGAAGCACACCCUACGGUGGUAGUGGUGGAGGAGGUGGUUACGGAGGCGGCUCUGGAGGUGGUGGUGGCUACGCAAGGCGCUAUUAGGUCGAGCAAUCAGCAAGUGAAGUGAAGUGAAAGGCAGGCAGGCAGGCAGGGACCCAGAACCCCAGGCACUCAGGUUUAGGCGUCGGAAAGGCUCCUAGUGAAACUCAGUUCAUGACUCAGUGUUCCUGAAUUCAGAUAAUCCUGCCGGUUUGAAACAUUUGGCCUGUUAAACAAUGCUAAUCGAAUAGGUGUCGUAACUGUAUAAGGACUAUAAACGCAUUACUAGUAAUUUCUCAUGUAUAGACCAUCCAUCUCCAGAUAGUUGAUUGAGUUUUUGUUUUCUCACAAGUGAAUCAGUAUCAUCGUUUUGAAGCCACACAAUGUUACAGUGUUAGUAACAUGCAAUCACAGUUUGACUGAACAGUCUGAUAUCACCGUAUUACAGCAAUGUUUGAAUUUCAAUCAAAUUUUUAUACUUCAUGUUAUAAUAUUUUCUCGCCUAGGUUAUUUGUACUUAUCUAUAGAGCGCCUUGAGCUAGAAUAUUUUAUUGGGCCUUUUUUAUGAUAUCGAUAUGAAGAAAAAUCUCAUGUAUUUGACAAUGGUGGACUCUUUAGGUUUGAUUUUAUUUGUGACUGAAUUGAAAAGUGAUUAUAGGAUUAUUUGUAUUGUAUGUUCCCUUGAUAAACAAUAUAACAUGAUUAUUUUCUGUUCAACUAUUCAAUUAUGAAAUAACCAUUUGAGUUAUAUUAUCCAUUGACAAGUCAAUUAUAUUUGAAUCGUUUUUCAGGAAUAAAUAGUAUUUUUUGUCUUAAUAAAAAA